Didymodactylos carnosus is the source of this 1305-nucleotide messenger RNA. The record is from the annotation of a GenBank genome assembly. Lineage: Eukaryota; Metazoa; Rotifera; Eurotatoria; Philodinida; Philodinidae.
AUGAAUAUUUACGUAAAUCCAUUUGACAACGAUGAAUUGUUUAUAUUGAAUCAAAAAGGUUAUGGUGGAUGGUUAAAAUGGGACAUGAGGAAUUCAAAUGGUACUAUCACAGGAUGGAAACGGAACGGACAUCGGUCAUCCGGUGGUUUUCAACUUGAUUGCAAUAGAAAUAUAUUCAUCGCUGAAGGAUCCGAUUACGUAGAAUUUUUUAGAUCGCCUUUAGAAACUGGUAUAAACAGUGUAGAUCUUACGGCGAAAGGCAAUGAUAAAUUAGUAUCAUUGGCACUUGAUCCGACAACUGGUGAUUUAUACGUAUUGGGAAAGUAUCUGAAACAAAUACAGGAAUAUAUACUGAUGGAUCAAGUAAAGAUAAAAACGUCGAUCAAUUCAAACUCAUUAUCAUCGAUUUGUCCAAUUCCCUUAAAUGCUACUUGGAAAAAUAGUGGUGUAAUUCAUUUUUCAAAUAAUAAUAAGUCAUCGUUGUCUCUAAACAAUCCAUUAGAUUUAUUUUUAGACAAUAAAAAUAAUUACAUUUACAUUGUUGAUACCAACAAUAGUCGAAUUCAACGGUUUGCACCUAAAAAUAAUCAGUCAAUAGAAACUGUUGCUAAAUUAGGUUUGUAUUUACCACAAAGUAUAUGGAUUGAUAGUAAUACAGGUGAUAUGUAUAUUAUCGAUAUAACUAUUUUUACUGUUAAUCACCAGCAACAUUACAAAUAUUAUCGAGUACAGUAUUGGCAAAAGAAUGCUGCAACUGGUAAAAUAAUAAUCAAUGGAACAGAUUCAGUUCUUAUUAAUAAAGUUUUACGAAUUGAGUUAGAUGCAGAUUUAAAUAUCUACAUAUCUUAUAAUCUCUUUGUUCGAAAAUGGUUUGCACCAGACUACACAUAUCGCAUCAUUGUAGCUGGUCAAUGGAAAAAUUCUGUUGAUAAUUCGAUUGGUCCCAUUGGUAUGUACAUUGAUAAUAAAACGUUUGACUUAUAUCUAUUUGUUGUUGCCUAUACCUACAAGGGUCGUCUUGAAAAAUGGACGUAUGGUUCUCAGAAUGCUACCGUCCUUCUCUCAAAUUUACCUGGUGCAAGGACGAUGACUUUCGAUUGUAAUAUGAAUAUUUAUUUUGCUACUACGGAUCAACAGGGUCUAUAUCAAUUUAAUCCACUAACACAAAACUUGAACUUUAUUACAGCUGCAAGAAAUAAUUUAGAUAAUCCAUCUGCAAUUAAAUUCGAUAGAGAUGGAAAUCUCUAUGUACUUGAGCGUAAACAAAAUCAAUUAAAAAAAUUUUCAAUUAUUCUGCAUGAGUAG